This is a messenger RNA of Danaus chrysippus (African queen), 723 nucleotides long. The record is from the annotation of a GenBank genome assembly. Lineage: Eukaryota; Metazoa; Arthropoda; Insecta; Lepidoptera; Nymphalidae.
AUGCUCAAAUUCCUGACUCACAAGCUCCGAACGCAUUCGUUGAAUGAGGAGAACGUUACCGAGAAGGUGGAGGAGCGGGACUCCGGCACCGAGUCGGACGACGAGGCGGAGCGCGCCGACACCGGUGAAUACUGUGCCGACGUCAUCAUGAAGUGGAAUGACGUGACAGACAUCAGUAUGAGCGCCGAGUCGUGUGCGCCGCGCCCGCCAGCCCCGGAGCCCGACCAGCUGUACGACCACCACUCCUCGGAGGAGGAACUCGAGGUUAUAAACGGCAGCCCGGCGAGUGUUCCGGGCGCCGGGGCCGUGCCUGCGAGGGGCGAGGGCCGGCGGCGCGGGGCGUCCUCCCCGGCCCGCGCGGCGCCCGAGAAGAGGCGCUGGCCCGCGCAGCCCUACCACGACGAUGAGGCGGCAGCGCGCGCGCCCUCCUCCGACGACGACGACACUAAGGUGGAGACUCCUGUUCGUUUCCGCACGUCUCCGCCGCUGGAGGCGCUCAAGCCCCGCCGUUCUGUGGGUGCGGGCGGUGAGUGGUGCGGAUGUACGCGCGCUCCUUCCUCCCCGCGCCGCCGCCGCCUGCCGCUACCUCCGCCCCGGAGACACAGACCCGCGCUGGACUUUGAUAAGAUGCAGCAGCUGAAGGUGGGCGGCGGCGGCGCGCGGUCGUGGCGCGCGGUGGGCGGCGGCGCGCGCGGCGGCGAGCUGUCCGUGUUCUGCUGGUGA